AGAAAAAGAGACAGGACAGACAUCCGAAUGGGGCAUUGGGAAAUGGCCCAGCGACCUCCGGCCCAUUGGCACCGCCACUCCAAUGGUCGGAGGGGGGGCUCGUCUAUAGAUGCGGCACCCACAAGAAGCCACUCAGACAUUGGGAAAAGAUGCCAAAGAGGCAGAGAGUCACACACACACACAGACACACUUCCUUUUUCUAGCGGCAAUGCUGUAAGAAGGUCAAUCAGUUUCAAAGAAGACGUUGCCCAGUCCUGACGUUAUUUCGUUUUUUUUUUUAGUUCGUUGAUUUCCCAUUGAUUUUCAUUACCGUGUCUCUUUACUUGUUCACAUCGGCCGUGUUAAUUGUUCCAUCUGGUGGCUGCCGUGCGACUGACGGCCACAAGCCAUUGAUACGUAUUUCUUAAAAAACAAACAAAAAACAAACAAUGACGGCCAUGGGCCAUCAGAUGGUGAUCGUGUCGUUACUAGUUACGGCUUGUUCGAUGAGCAACCAACAUUCGGCUGUUGCCUUUUCAGAAGAAUCGCUGAAAGAUCUCAGUCGAUUGCCUCAUUUCCAACGCCAUUGGUUGCAACGACUCGAUCAACAGGCCAACACGAAGCGCAAUUUGAAUACAAGGCUGACGACCGCCUUGCCGAGCAGCAGCACUACAACAACAACAACGAGCACUUUGAUUGAGACGACUGACGAUUCGUUGGAAGAGGUAGGGGAAAGAGAUGAAAGAGUGACGACUAGUGGCCCGUCGGUGAUUAGCAGCAGCCAGCAUGCGGAUGGUGGCGUGGACCGUUCAUCGGUGACAUUGACCAUCAGCGAAGCCAAAGAAAGACUCAAGGCUAGGAAGAUCAAAAAAAGCAAAAUCAAAACGGCCCUGAUGAAGGAGGCGGAAGAAGACGGCCACAACUACAAGAAAGCAGAUGCUCAUUUGAGAAAUGAAACAGAAGAGGAAGCAGUAGAGGUGAAGAAACACAUCCAGCGGAUGGCCAACGCCACGUGCUCUUCGCCGGCCGCCCGUUUAGUGUACGUGCGACAGCAGCACGAAGCCGCGCCCAACGUCCGUUACUUACCGGCUUGUACGUGGCUUCAUCGUUGCUCGGAUGAAAUCGGAUGUUGCACCGAUGAUUCGAAAACGUGUUCCGCCUCUCACAUCGAAUCCGUUUCCCUGCCAUUUUUCGUUUUAACGAUGACGGGGAUGGAAACGAAGAGAACGGUGACUCGUCUAUCAUUUGAAAAUCACACGUCGUGCGAAUGCGUUGGUCGCAAUAGCGACGUCAUGCCACGAACGGAACCGUACAGCAUUGCCGACGAGCCUCAUCAUCGUCCGUCCGCUGUGCAUGACGGCACUAAUAACAGCGACGAAGGUAAAUACCAUCACUUGCACAACGAGAAAAGCGUCCAGCUGCGUCGGCGACCCCUCGGCCGAGUUGCCAUGGCCCGUUCGGCCCAUUUCAUUUUGCCGCAGCGCGAUCAAGAAAUCUCAUCGCAAGAAGAAGCGUCCCAUCCGAUGAUAGCAGAGCGACAAUUAAGCGAUGCUCCACUUGAAGCCAAGCACGUGAACUAUUCAAAUGGGAGCCAAUGUCGCUGCCCUUCCGGUUACACGCCAGUGAGUGACGGCAAAAAGAAGAGGACGACGUGCGCAAUGUGCCAGUGUUUCGACGAAGAGAGUCGACAUCACAGACACAGACAUCAUCAUCGAAACAGAUGGCCAUCAAAUCAUCGGCCAGCACGUCCACCGUUGCUUCGCUGCGGCCGUUUGAAACGCGGGCUGGACGCGUUUUCUCCGCGCGACAGAGGGUGCGUCAUUGAGAAAAAGUGCGGGACUCCCGAAUGCGAUUACGGCCGUUACUUGGAAUGGGAAGGUCGUUGCCCGCGACGCAACGAGUUGCGACCGGCUUCGUCAUCCGUCAGCGGCUGAAUGGAUGCAGCCAACGCACAGAUAUCGACAC
Daphnia carinata is the source of this 1944-nucleotide messenger RNA. RefSeq lists its product as uncharacterized. The record is from RefSeq and is a predicted model, not a curated record. Gene Ontology annotation, molecular function: growth factor activity. Gene Ontology annotation, cellular component: membrane. NCBI's taxonomy places the organism in Eukaryota, Metazoa, Arthropoda, Branchiopoda, Diplostraca, Daphniidae. The transcript is spliced from 6 exons. Bases 429 to 1913 code for a protein of 494 amino acids. Gene Ontology annotation, biological process: hemocyte migration.